Messenger RNA from Clarias gariepinus (North African catfish), 6884 nucleotides. RefSeq names its product ATPase phospholipid transporting 8B2 (gene atp8b2). The transcript is spliced from 28 exons. NCBI's taxonomy places the organism in Eukaryota, Metazoa, Chordata, Actinopteri, Siluriformes, Clariidae. Bases 1209 to 5093 code for a protein of 1294 amino acids. Gene Ontology annotation, cellular component: plasma membrane. Gene Ontology annotation, molecular function: ATPase-coupled intramembrane lipid carrier activity; magnesium ion binding; ATP hydrolysis activity. Gene Ontology annotation, biological process: Golgi organization; phospholipid translocation. The record is from RefSeq and is a predicted model, not a curated record.
UUAUGUGUGAAAUGAAGCUAAUGUCAUAAUCUUUUAGCUUAAUACAGGUGUACAAAAGUAGAGGUCUAAGCAAGUUUAGGCUUUAUUAAAACUGUUUACCAUUGAAAUUAAUACAUGUGUGUAUGUCUGCUUUCAUUGACAAGUCCAAAAUUCUGAACUAAAUAUACAUUUAUUUAUAAGUUUUAACUUCAUACCCUGUAUACUUUGUGAGCUGUUAUGAAAUGGUGGUGCAAUGAAGUGGUUCCAAGAAGGGCUAUAAUAGAAAAAAAGCAAAGUCUGAGACAGAGUAGUGAAAAAAAACCAUGCCACUGUUUGAAUUGACAUGCAGUCACUCUAUUUAUUGUUCUUUUUACUUUUGCACAAUCCUACCUUAAAUGCAUGUGCAUGAGGUGAAACUUGACCUUAAGUUGCUUCUUGUAUAGGUGAAAGAUGAAAAACAUGCCUACCAUGUUCGUCUGUGUGAGGGAGUUGAAUCAGUUUAUUGUAUUUAGCAAGCACACACACACACAAACACACACACAAGCGCGUUUUUCUACACAACAAGGUAAAUAUCCUGCAUCCUCUAUCAUAGCUGUGAAUCCAAAAGCUUCGUGUGCAUACUGCACUGCCUCUGAAACAAGUAAAGCCUUCCCACGUUUACACUGCUAGUUGCCCUGGCAACCUCAUCAGCUAUUUCCUAUUGGUUUGUCCCACAGCGAAUCAGAACGUGAACUGAUUAUGUCAUAUAUAAACAGUAUGGUGCAUUAUAAACAGUCCGGGGGUGCUGUUCUGUUACUUGAGAAAGGCAAGCGUGAGUGUCAUUUGAGCCGCCAGUCGACUUAAAAUCAGGUUGUUUUUCUUCUGUAUAAAUCAAUAAGUGCUUUGUAAAGGGAGAGUUAGUACCUUUUUUAUAUGGGAGAUCAAAUGGUUCCUAAGACAGAUCAUUUGAUUUGGGAAAGUCACAGUUAAUGUUAAAUCGACUGCAUUAACCUUAUUUGCUGUUAACCGAGACAGUAUCGUCAAGCCGAGUGACCUUCGCUAAUGCGGCAAAAACAGCAGUGAAGACCUUGAUACUGUCACUCAGACAGGGUUGCUGUUCCUGCUCUGCUUUUGAGUGCUUACUCUGGUUUAUUCUGCAUAUAUCAACCUCUCAACAUCAUCUCAUCAGGUGACUGAUUUAUGACAAUAAUGUAAUAAAACCGUGGAGAAAUCUUUAAAGGAAGCUCAAAAUGACUAUUCCUAAAGACUUCCCAGGAAAGUUGUUUCCGAACAUAUCUCCACUGACAUGGACAUCAGCAAAGAUAAGACAGACAGAAGAGGAAAGAAGAGUUCGAGCCAAUGACAGGGAGUAUAACGAGAAGUUUCAAUAUGCGAAUAACUGCAUCACAACCUCAAAGUACAACAUUAUUACUUUCCUGCCAGUCAACCUCUUUGAGCAGUUCCAGGAAGUUGCCAAUACCUACUUCCUGUUUCUUCUUAUUCUCCAGUUGAUUCCUCAGAUCUCCUCUUUGUCCUGGUUCACCACCAUAGUGCCUUUAGUACUGGUGCUAAGCAUCACUGCAGUUAAAGAUGCCACUGAUGAUUAUUUUCGCCACAAGAGUGAUAACCAGGUGAAUAACCGCCAGUCUCAGGUUCUCAUCAAUGGCAUUCUUCAGAAGGAGAGGUGGAUGAAUGUGAGAGUAGGGGACAUUAUCAAACUGGACAACAACCAGUUUGUGGCUGCAGACUUGCUCCUGUUGUCUAGCACUGAGCCGCAUGGUUUGUGUUACAUCGAGACUGCAGAACUUGAUGGUGAGACGAACAUGAAAGUGCGUCAGUCUCUGUCUGUUACUUCAGAACUAGCGGACCCUACCAAGCUGGCUCAAUUUGAUGGAGAGGUGGUGUGUGAGCCUCCUAAUAAUAAGUUGGAUCGGUUCUGUGGGACUCUUUACUGGAAGGAGUGUAAGUAUACUCUGACCAAUCAGAACAUGCUGCUAAGGGGCUGCGUCCUACGCAACACUGAGAGCUGCUACGGUCUUGUCAUAUUCGCAGGCCCAGACACCAAGCUGAUGCAGAACAGUGGACGCACAAAGUUCAAAAGAACAAGCAUAGACCGCCUUAUGAACACACUGGUUCUGUGGAUUUUUGGUUUUAUGGUGUGUAUGGGGGUAAUUCUGGCCAUUGGAAAUGCCGUGUGGGAGCGAGAAGUGGGGUCUCUUUUUCAGAUCUAUCUUCCAUGGGACCCUCCCGUUGACAACUUCCUCUUCUCUGCCUUCCUCUCUUUCUGGUCAUAUGUCAUCAUUCUUAACACUGUGGUGCCAAUCUCCCUGUAUGUAAGUGUGGAAGUGAUUCGGUUGGGUCACAGUUACUUCAUUAACUGGGACCGGCGGAUGUUCUGUAGUCAUAGCAAUACAGCAGCAGAGGCUCGGAGUACGACACUAAACGAAGAAUUGGGUCAGGUGGAGUAUAUUUUCAGCGACAAGACUGGCACCCUCACUCAGAACAUCAUGACCUUCAACAAGUGCUCCAUCAAUGGAAAUACUUAUGGUGAAGUAAUGGACAUUCCAGGAGCUCAGCAUAAAAGGGUCCAGCCUUUGGAUUUCAGCACAUGGAACUUGCUGGCAGACCAGGACUUUCGGUUCUACGACUCAUCUUUGGUGGAAGCAGUAAAGGUCGGGGAACCAACAGUGCAUGAGUUUUUUCGUCUGCUGUCUCUUUGUCACACGGUCAUGAGUGAGGAGAAAAAUGAAGGAGAGCUGUUGUAUAAGGCUCAGUCCCCUGACGAGGGUGCGUUGGUGACAGCAGCACGCAAUUUUGGCUUUGUGUUCCGUUCUCGUACACCUGGUACAAUCACUACGCAGGAACUGGGCAACGCCGUCACAUACACACUCCUUGCAAUCCUUGACUUCAACAACAUCCGCAAGAGAAUGUCAGUCAUAGUGCGAACUCCCGAAGGCCAUAUUCGUCUGUACUGUAAAGGGGCAGACACAGUGCUGUUUGAGAGACUUCACUCUUCCAACAAUGAGCUGAUGAAUGUGACGUCAGACCACCUAAAUGAAUAUGCCUGCGAUGGUUUAAGAACACUUGUGCUGGCUUAUCGGGAUCUGUCUGAGGAGCAGUGGGAGGAGUGGGCGGAGCGUUACCGUGGUGCCGACAAAGCUACUGACUUCAGGGAGGAUCGUCUGGCUGAUGCGUAUGAGGAAAUUGAACAGAACAUGAUGCUUUUGGGAGCCACAGCUAUAGAGGAUAAGCUGCAGGAGGGUGUGGCUGAGACCAUCGCUAUCUUAUCACUGGCUAACAUAAAAAUCUGGGUGUUAACUGGAGACAAGCAAGAGACAGCGGUGAAUAUUGGCUACUCAUGCAAAAUGUUAACUGACGACAUGACUGAGAUCUUUAUUGUUAAUGGGCACACAGUCCAAAGUGUUCGUGCUGACCUCAGGAAGGCAAGGGAGCGCAUGAUGGAGUCUGCCCGCACAAGAGAUGGUGGGAAGGAGACAGAGACUAAAGAACUACGCAAUGGAUUUGACAAAGAUCCAACUAAGCAGAUGCCGAAUAUAGAGAAACGUGCCCAAACCCAAUCCAUUUCUACCUCUGUGCUGGAGUCUGUCAGUGGAGAGUUUGCACUUGUUAUCAGUGGACACAGCCUGGCUCAUGCACUGGAGUCAGACAUGGAGCAAGAAUUUUUAGAGACAGCAUGCGCAUGUAAGGCAGUGAUCUGCUGCAGGGUUACACCUCUACAGAAAGCUCUGGUGGUUGAGCUCGUCAAGCGACGCAAAAAAGCCGUCACCCUUGCCAUUGGAGAUGGAGCAAAUGACAUCAGUAUGAUCAAGACGGCUCAUAUAGGAGUGGGCAUUAGUGGGCAGGAGGGCAUCCAGGCAGUGCUGGCAGCCGACUACUCCUUCUCCCAGUUCCGCUUCCUACAGCGCCUUCUGUUGAUACAUGGCCGCUGGUCCUACCUGAGAAUGUGUCGCUUUCUCUGCUACUUCUUCUACAAGAAUUUUGCCUUUACCAUGGUGCACUUCUGGUUUGGCUUUUUCUGUGGCUUCUCUGCUCAGACAGUAUAUGACCAGUAUUUCAUCACUCUAUAUAAUAUUGUGUAUACAUCAUUGCCUGUUUUGGCCAUGGGCAUCUUUGAUCAGGAUGUUCCUGAGCAGCGUAGCCUGGAGUGCCCGAAACUGUAUGAGCCAGGUCAACUUAACCUCCUCUUUAAUAAGCGAGAGUUCUUCAUUUGCAUUACUCAAGGUAUUUACACCUCUGUGGUGCUGUUCUUUGUGCCGUACGGUGUUCUUUCACGGGCCACUCAGAUCAACGGUACUCCACUUGCUGAUUAUCAGACCUUUGCAGUCACCACCGCUACGGCCCUGGUCAUCGUCGUCAGUGUCCAGAUCUCUCUGGACACUGGAUACUGGACAGCUAUUAACCAUUUCUUUGUGUGGGGUUCUCUCGGGACUUACUUCACUAUCCUCUUCACCAUGCACUCCAGCGUCCUUUUUAAUUUCUUCCCCAAGCAGUUUCACUUCCUAGGAAGUGCGCAGAACACAUUAGCACAGCCAGUGGUGUGGCUGACUAUUGCUUUAGCUACAGUCAUUUGCAUUGUCCCUGUGGUCACCUUUCGCUUCCUCAAACUAAACCUUAAACCUCAGCUCUCAGAUACUGUGCGGUACACUCAGCUCGUGCAUCAGAAGAAGUGGAGGCCUGGUGGGCGUGCUGGGUCCGGUGGAGGUGGAAUGGGUGCCUCAGGGGGUGGAGCUCUUGGGCGGUCAUGUCAUGGCGGUUCCCGUCGCUCAGGUUAUGCGUUUGCGCAUCAGGAGGGCUUUGGAGAACUGAUCACAUCAGGCAAAAAUAUGCGCCUGAGUUCGCUUGCUCUUGCGACGUUUGCCUCGCGCCACAGCACCAACUGGAUCGAUACACUUCGCAAGAAAAAACAGACAGCGGCCUCCGCAGCUGAGGACAGAUUGUCCGACUCACAGGCCCCACCUCUCUCCACAUCUUCCUCUCUGAUUGGCCGCCAAGAAACAUGCCCAGAAAGCACAGGACAAACAAAUGUGAACACUGUCCUUGGCAACACUCUUGGUAAUGUCCAGUUUAGCAUGACAAAUAUUACACAAGUGGAGAUAGAAGCUACAGUCUUGUAGUGCAGGAAACACUGAUGGGGACAGGAGCUCAGCACAGUGGAGCCAGCAGUCUUUCUCCUCUGUAUUCUACAGGGAAAGCGUCAAUUGGCAAGUGAGCAAUGUAGACAUCCUGACCGUGAACUCCGCUGUGUGACCCCGAAUGCCUCUCUUAUCUUAAAUCUGACUGAGUACAAAGCAUUUGAUGCCAACAACUCGUCUGUAAUUUGGACUGACAUACGAACCUAAGUAAAGGAUUUAUAAUUAAGGUUACAGCAAAAGCAUUAAACAGGCUAUACUUCACAAACACACAUACUGUAGUAUUUAAAAUAGACACAUAAUAUUUCCAUACAAUACCACACAUUGUUUGUUGUGCUGUGUCUACGUUUUACUGCACAACUUUAAAAUUCAAGCAACAAAAAAAAGAUCAAUACUAAAAGAGUAAAAAAAUAAAAAUUAAAUGUCAUGAUAUAUGACUAUUUUUAAUCUUACAGGAUGACUAUAUCCAUUUACUUAUGUCUCAAGCCAAUACCUAGCAGUUAAAUUGUAAUGUGAGCAGUCACCUUAAAAAGAUAUUGCAGUGUAUUCCUGUUAUACGCUUCAAGUUCUGUUGCCUUGACUUAGCAUUAGACAAAGCUACGAGACAAUGCAAUUACCUGUAAAUCCUCUAUAUACUGUAAAAUUAGUCUUUAGAUGCACUAAACUAUUUUAGAUACUUAAGUCAUUAUUUGUCGUAUACUUGUCUUAUAUCUUAUACUCUCUUUAUUUGAAUUGCAAAGAGGUUAUGUUUAAUAACACAGAUAAACAUAAUCCAGAAUAAUAUAUUAUUUCUCUUUUCUUUAAUACUUCUUUGUUAGGAUAUUCCUCGUUGUUUCUAAAAGGCUUUGUGGUUACACUGAAUCAUUUAUUUUAGUGUCUGGCAAUAUGUUUCCUUUGGAGAUGUAUGUUGUCAGAGAACUGCCACCUAUAGUAUUUGAAUAUGGGUUUUGCGUUUGCAGUAUAACAACUCAAGAAGUCACAAUAGUUGAAAACAUACUGACGAUACACAAUACACUUAAUGCCAAGUUUAAUGGAAAGACUUCUAGACUUGCAUAUUGAUGCAAUUAUCAGCAAAUGAUGUGGCAGUAGUGCAAUGAAUAAAAUUAUGCAGGUGCAUGUGAGAUCAUUUAGAGCUUUAUGUUCACAUUAAACCCCAGAGGGUUUACUGUGAUUCAGUUACUUUGACUAAGGCAUGGUUGUAAUUUGUAGUCUACAGUAACUCAAAUAACCACUCUUCAUAAUCAUGGUGAACAAAAAGCAUCCCAUCAGACAAAAGUCUUUUAAGACAAAUGGCCUAUAGUGCUGUGCGUGAACAUUAACUGAAGCCCUUGAACCUGUAUCUGCAUAAUUAUAUGCAUUGCCCUGCUUCCACAUACUGUAAUUAAGUGAUUGGAUAACUGCAAGAAUGAGCAGGUAUACAGGUGUUGCUCAUAAUGUGACUGGUGAGAGUAUACAGUAUUGUGGAAUUAACGUUUGCUAACAGAGUGAAUCAUUUGUUGGCAAAAUAACUUUAAUGUUUAAUUACUUAUAGUAUUUGAUGUUGUUGGAAUGACCCAGAUGGAUAUUGUUAUAAACCUGCUUUAUUUUGAAAUAGUCUAUUAUCAUAUGCAUAAAAACUUAUAAAAGGACCAUUAGAUGAUGUCAGCGAUUCUAAGGAUAUAACCUCAGAAUCCCAAGAGUUGCAGCUCAAGUAAAGACAAUGGACUACUUUGUGAAGGCCAUUUUUGUGUUUGAAUGAAUGUUCUCCAUGAGAACGUAAUAUGAACUUAUAUGGAG